This is a messenger RNA of Apodemus sylvaticus (European woodmouse), 1339 nucleotides long. Its product is annotated as CMRF35-like molecule 7. Lineage: Eukaryota; Metazoa; Chordata; Mammalia; Rodentia; Muridae. The record is from RefSeq and is a predicted model, not a curated record. Gene Ontology annotation, cellular component: cell surface. Gene Ontology annotation, molecular function: signaling receptor activity.
GGGAAGGGUCUGACCAGAGGGUGAGCUGGGCUUGGAGUUCUAGCCAGGUCUUCAAAGACCCUCUAAUUCUGUCACCUACCUUCAAUCAGUACAUCUUGGGUGGAGAACAGAGGCUUUAAGCCAAAGAGGAAGUGGUAGGAUAGGGGGAGGAGAAAUGAGCAUUCUCUUACUUCACUUUCCUCUGGGACUUUCUCAGACCUCAGCCCUGACCUUAGGAGGCAAGAGAUCAGUCUCUGAGAGCCUUUACCUAGUUCAGUGCAGGGCCUAGACUCACAGCCUGUAGCUGGAGGAUCCACAGGACCACACAGGCCUGGCCUCUUGUCCACAGAGGUCUCUGCCUUCCUCAGCAGUUCCUGCAGGACUGGCUGUGGUGUCUCCUGAGUCCUGCCCAGGACUGCUCUCCUCUCUUCAGAGCACCCCUCCUUUCUUGCUCCCCAUCCCAGCUCAGGAGGACUGACUGAUGGCCUGGGAGGCCACAUACCUGCUCUACCCAGGGCUGCUGCUGCUCCUGGCCUCAGGCUCCUGGGCACAGGACCCAGAGAUACUUCGAACACUGGAAGGCAAGACUGUUUCUGUGGACUGCUCAUAUGAUCCCAGCUACAUCUCCAGUGAGAAGAUCUGGUGUAAGAAAGUAUCAGAAAAGUUUUGUCAACCCCCAGUGCGGCGUGACCACACAGGUGCCGAGAAGCUAAGAUUCUCCAUCCAGCAAUCUCCUUGGUUCAGCUUCUUCACUGUCACCAUGACUGAGCUCAAGAUGCGUGACUCAGGGACCUAUUACUGUGGGAUCCUUGGAAAUUUCGGCAAAGUCAUUAUUCUCAGGACUCUCCGCCUGGAGGUGUCAGCAGCCCCACACACAACCACCCAGAUGGCAACAGCCCUGGCCUCUACCCACAGCCCUGUCACUGACAGCUCUCCGGAUAACCCGAUGUGGAAGGUCCUCAUUGCCGGGGUGGUUGUGGCUAUUCUGCUACUGCUCGGACUUACCAUCCUUGUGUUCCUGUACCUGAGGAAAGCUCGGGGGAAGGCCCAGAACGUUCAGGAUAAGUGUCAACCUAUCUAUGAAGACUUUUCAGGCCAGAAGGAGGAGACCACUAGCUUCAAUCAGCAGGUCCUCUCCAACGAGGACACUGGGAGCAUCUGCUACGCCUCUCUCAUCCACCUAAACCACGUGAGCCCUCAGGACGCCAUCUACAGCAACACUCAGCCCUACCUGAAGCCCUCUCCUGACCCGCUUCUGUCUGUGGAAUAUGCUAGCAUCUCUAGAAACAGACUUGGGUCUCCCAAGUCAGGCCCAAGAGGUAGAGACCAGGAGCUGAGGGCUGAGCUCCCAGGGCAGUGA